UCCUGCCAUCUAUCUGAUACUGUGAUGAUGAAGACCCAGCAGUCUCUUCAUGUGGCCACUCCAGUGAGGCAGAGCCUUGCCCUGACUAAAGUAGCUGGGACCUCUGUUUACCUCAAGUUGGAUUCAUCUCAGCCUACCGGCUCCUUUAAGAUCAGGGGCAUCGGACACCUCUGCAAAACUUGGGCUGAGCGGGGAUGUGAGCGGUUUGUCUGCUGUUCAGGAGGAAACGCUGGUAUGGCAGCAGCUUAUUCUGCCCGUCAGCUCGGGGUACCUGCAACCAUAGUAGUUCCAAGUGUUACACCAAACCCAACAGUGGAGAGGCUGAAGGACGAAGGCGCCACUGUGGUUAUCCACGGCAAGGCUCUAAAUGAAAGCAUUGAAUACGGACAGCAGCUUGUGGCAAAUAACCCCAGCUGGAUAUUCAUCUCUCCCUUUGAUGAUCCCCUCAUCUGGGAAGGCCACACGUCUCUGGUGAAGGAGCUGGAGCAAGACCUACAGGAGAAGCCGGGAGCGAUAGUGCUGUCGGUGGGAGGCGGAGGCCUGCUGAACGGAGUGGUGGAGGGACUGCGUCGUGCUGACUGGGCUGACGUGCCCAUUGUAGCCAUGGAAACCAUGGGAGCACAUAGCCUCAAUGCAGCAAUGAAGGCUGGGGAGCUGGUCACUUUACCUGAAAUCACCAGUGUUGCAACCACGCUAGGCCUGACGAGGGUGUCCUCACAGACUUUUAAACUGGUGGGCGAGCACAAAGUCUUUUCAGAAUUAGUCACAGACCAGGAGGCUGUAAAAGCUGUGGAGCGCUUCGUAGAUGAUGAGAAGAUCCUGGUGGAGCCUGCCUGUGGUGCUGCCCUGGCAGCUGUGUACAGUAACAUUAUCAAAAGGCUGCAGGAUGAGGGCAAGCUGGCUCAGCGCCUGGGCCCAGUGGUCAUUGUGGUGUGCGGCGGCAACAACAUCAGCAUGGAGGAGCUAAGUAGGCUGAAAAAACAGCUCGGUGUUAUCUAGCGUGGCCGACUACCUCGGGUCCUCCUGACCUUUCCUCCAUUCCUCCAUCAGCUGGUCUCAAUCCACAAAGCCCAAUAUCCAUGUGCUCUAUAGACCAAAUCAUUCCAGACUGAGAGACUAUCCUGAGCACUGAGACUGAGACAAAUGUGAGAGAGCUGUGAUGCUGCUCUGGUAUAGAGGUAGUU
Messenger RNA from Anarrhichthys ocellatus (wolf-eel), 1184 nucleotides. Its product is annotated as L-serine dehydratase/L-threonine deaminase. The record is from RefSeq and is a predicted model, not a curated record. Gene Ontology annotation, molecular function: L-serine ammonia-lyase activity; pyridoxal phosphate binding; threonine deaminase activity. Bases 25 to 999 code for a protein of 324 amino acids. The transcript has 8 exons. Gene Ontology annotation, biological process: L-threonine catabolic process; L-serine catabolic process. NCBI's taxonomy places the organism in Eukaryota, Metazoa, Chordata, Actinopteri, Perciformes, Anarhichadidae.